UUCUGAAGCAUUCUCAGCUUCUCUAAGUUUACUGACUUCCUGCUUUCUGCCACAAUGAUCAAGCAGAUCAGUCUUGCCAUCACAGUGGUGGUUGUUCUUGGAUCUGUUGGAGUCAGUCAUCAAAGAGGCUGCUGGACUAACUGGUUUAAUGAUGACUCUCCUCGUGGAACUGGUGACCAUGAGACUUUUCCUCAGCUGUGGGGACGACACCCAGCUGAGAUCUGUGAACACCCCAUGGGGAUUGAAGCAGAGACCACUACAGGGAUCCCAGCUGAGAAAACUGGACAGAAACUGAAUACAUACUCUAAAGAAGACGGUUUGAUUUGUCUCAAUAAGGAACAAAAAUCUGGGUCCUGCUUUGACUACAAAGUUCGCUUUGAGUGCGAGUGCCCCCGUCAACAAUGUCUUGAGAACUGCUGAAGACUAAAGUGCUCUUGUAGAUUUUUUUACUGUCUUGUUUUGCAAACURAUCUCUUCUGAGCCGACGUGAGCUUUAGAUUGAAGAGGUUUGACAUAAAACUGAAUUAAACUUUCUUUUUGUCUCUA
Molecule: messenger RNA, 546 nt
Organism: Austrofundulus limnaeus
Lineage: Eukaryota; Metazoa; Chordata; Actinopteri; Cyprinodontiformes; Rivulidae
Product: cartilage intermediate layer protein 1
Exons: 6
Coding region: 55-420 (121 amino acids)
Source: RefSeq, a predicted model, not a curated record